Messenger RNA from Protopolystoma xenopodis, 261 nucleotides. Lineage: Eukaryota; Metazoa; Platyhelminthes; Monogenea; Polystomatidea; Polystomatidae. The record is from the annotation of a GenBank genome assembly.
AUGGUAGGAAGCACCAUCGAUACUCAGCAGAAUCUGAGGAUGAGCAGCCGACGAAAGGAGCCAGAGUUUCAAUGGCUAAAGUUAAUUCGUGAAUUGGCCUCACUGGACACGGAAGGAGUGAAGCCCAUUGGAUGGCUUCCUUGCACGAUUCAUCAGCCUCCUUCGGUUACCGAUGGGGCCAUUUCAAGCAUGCCUUUGCUAACUAAUUUUGCUGCUUCGGUGUCCCGGUCAGCCAGGCCCCCAGCGGGGAGGAUGGACUAA